Molecule: messenger RNA, 357 nt
Organism: Striga hermonthica
Lineage: Eukaryota; Viridiplantae; Streptophyta; Magnoliopsida; Lamiales; Orobanchaceae
Source: the annotation of a GenBank genome assembly
AUGGCAUCAAAACGUAAUAUCCGCUAUAGUCGUCUUGCUGUAGAUGAAGAUAGUGAUUAUGAUGGUAGCAGCCAAAAUCGACAUGACCCGAGAUUUGAUUAUGCACCUAGAACAUACGACAAGAUUCCUUGGAAGUCGAUAUUUCUAGCUAUUUUCUUGCUCCUACUCGGUUGUUUCCUACUCUUGCUUGCAUUCUUCAUAUUCACGGGUCACAUGGGAGGGGAGCUUUCUCAAGCAUACGGCUUCUUAGGACUCGGAUUUCUUACCUUUGUUCCAGGCUUUUAUGAAACUCGGAUUGCAUAUUACUCCUGGAGAGGUACACAAGGAUACCGUUUUGCCUCGAUUCCCGACUAUUGA